Molecule: messenger RNA, 2043 nt
Organism: Anopheles nili
Lineage: Eukaryota; Metazoa; Arthropoda; Insecta; Diptera; Culicidae
Product: kanadaptin
Exons: 3
Coding region: 1-1983 (660 amino acids)
Molecular function (GO): mRNA binding; protein binding
Source: RefSeq, a predicted model, not a curated record
AUGACGGAGGAAGCCGAAUUCAAAGUACCCACCUUUCAGCCGAAAGCACAACGGAAAUCCGCCCUACCACCGGCAUUGGCAUCGAAAGUAAACAUUUCGCUUCCGACCAAAGAGGAAUCGGCCAAUGCCACUCAGUUCGAACAGAAUACGGCUGAAAUUCCCCCAAUUCCAUACAAAGAGCCGAAAUGGUCAGGAAAGUGUUGUUCGUCUCAUGAAUAUAGCUUUGAGGUCGAAAAGAAUGGCGUUAUCAUCGAAUAUAUCAAGGAGCUUGAGAGUAAACCGUUCUGGUUGUUUGGUCGUUUGCCCAACUGCGACGUAAAUAUGGCACAUCCAACGAUCUCACGGUAUCAUGCAAUUUUGCAAUACCGAGCUAAUGUGGAGUCGGAGUCGGAGCCGGAAGAAGCAACACGUUCGACCCACGUAACAGUCGAACCAGGGUGGUAUCUUUACGAUCUGAACAGCACGCACGGUACGUUUCUGAACAAACAGCAGAUACCAUCGCGAACGUAUGUUCGCGUUCGAGUCGGAUACAUGAUAAGGUUAGGUUCCAGUUCACGAACCUACAUCCUGCAAGGACCCUCGGACGAUGAGGAUGAACGUAGCGAUCUAACCAUCACCGAGAUGAAGGCAUAUGUAAAAAAGCAGAAAGAACUACGCCAUGAGAUAGACGAAAUCACACGCAAAGAAGCGGAACGAAUUGAACAGUUGAAAGACGACGAAGGCAUCAACUGGGGUAUGGCAGAGGAUGCCGAUGAAGAGACCGACCUGACCGAAAACCCGUACGCCGCGUCGAACAAUGAGGAGCUGUUUCUGGAUGAUCCGAAGAAAACGUUACGUGGCUAUUUUGAACGGGAAGGCCACGAGUUGGAGUACGAUUUGGAAGAGCUAUCAUCUGGCAUGUACUGCUGCAAGGUAGAACUUCCGAUUGACGAUUCAAACGGAAGGCCUAUUUUAGCAGAAGCUACGCUCAAAGGCAAAAAGAAGGAUGCCGUUGUCCAAUGUGCACUUGAAGCAUGUCGCAUACUGGAUCGCCAUGGACUGUUGCGGCAAGCUAAUCAUGAGCCACGUCGAAGAUUCAAGAAGCAAUCGGAUUCGGAUGACGACGAUGAGUUCCUGGACAGGACGGGUGAUGUUGAGAAACGCCGACAGCGAAAGCAUUCUAUUAAAAAUCCACAAACGCACACAUACGCUGAUUUUAUCCGCAAAGAGGCACAAAUUUUAGAGCGAUUGGAAAUAAUUGAAGCGAAAAUACAAAAAUCACGCCUAAUCAAAGAAGAGACACAUUUGCCAGAGAACGACGAUGAUGUAGACAAAUUUUUACAGAACUUGUCCAAAACGCAGAGUACGGAUAAGUUCGAGGUUCGUAAGCUACGCUUGGAGCAAAAGAAGCUAACUGAGGAAUUGAAUGAUGUUAAAAAGCUCAUCGAGAUGACAAAACCCAUAGACCUGGGAAUUAUUGGAGAAAGGAAACAACUUGACGCUGCUGGCAAGCGAAAUAUGUUGCCUCUGUUCGGCAAACGCAAUAAGCUAAGUAAUACGUUUGGUAUUCGACAAUCCAGCAUAAAAGCAGAGAAGGAUAUUGACUCCGCUUCGUUAGAGGGGAAAUAUUCCACCGAUGAGCCCGUGGAUGUAGAAGUUCCUAAGGAGUCAUUAAAAGUACGUACGUACGGCUCACACGCUACUAAAGUCCAUCAUGGUGCGGAGGACGUUUCGUGCAGCUCAACAACCGCCCGUAAACGAGCGUCCCUGAUAGUAGAUGACGCGAACGAUGCCAAUUCCACACCAGAUGAUAAUGGCGGUGCUAGCGGUAGUAAGAAACGGCGCUCGCGGCAACGAUUGCGCGAUAAUUAUAGGACCCGUGAAAAUGUCGACUUUGACGAUAGUGUCGAACUGGAACAUGUCGAUAAAAAUGUGGAAUGGGUACCUCCAUCCGGUCAAACUGGUGAUGGAAGAACUUCCUUAAACGAAAAAUUCGGAUAUUAGAUGUAUCUUGCCUCAAAUGUUUAGUGUUCAUAAACCUUUUUUUUUGCCCUUAUCAAUAAA